AUGACUCCGGCAGAGGACGAAAGGUCCCCUCUUUCUACGCCGGAGGUGGAGCAACUGAGCCAGCCGCUUCCGCCGCCGGAGGUGGAGAAACGGAGCCUGUCACUUCCGUCGCCAUACCCGUCUCCACCAAAACAGCGGCAAGAGUUGUCUCCAAUUUCACUGCCGUCGCUGUCGCAGCAGGACAAGCCACUUCCGCCGCAGCCGCCUAUCCGACAGCCGUCUCCGUCUGUAUCUCUGGCUCCGACGACACAACACAACCAGGCGCGUUAUGCAUGUUCCGAGUGCGGUAAGGUGUUCUCUUCCUACCAGGCCUUGGGGGGCCACAAAGCCAGCCAUCAGAAGUUCCCUGCCGAAUACAGAGCCGCCGCGUCAGCGGCAGUCGUCACCGGAGCAGCGGACCAAAACAAGCCUCACGCUUGCUCUUUUUGCUCCAAGUCGUUCGCGACGGGGCCAGCGCUAGGCGGGCACAUGAGGGCUCACUACGAGAGAAAUAGACGGCAAGCCGCAGCCGAGAACAGGCCGAUGGCUGGGCCAUCGUCUUCGCUGACUGAGUGCUCGACGGCGAUGGGCUUGUUAAUUGACCUCAACCAGGAGGCGAUGCCGGAAGCGGAAUUGGCUAACGAAGAGGAAACGGAUAGCGCGAAGUCUUCCUCCAGUCAACACCAGAGCCAUCGCGGAGUCUUUUUCCCGUCAACACCAAAGCCACCGCGGAGUCUUCUUCUAGUCAACACUAGAGCCACAGCAGAGUCUUCUUCCAAUCAACAACAGAGUAGUGUGCCCAGCCAACCAUCUUCUCAGCUUUCAGACAGGAUCAUAUUUAGCGUCGUAUAUCGGAACUACACCUGCAUCCGAGACGUGAAGAUGAAAGAUGUUGGACAACUCACCACAGAAACAUUAACUCAAAGAGUUACAGAUACUAAUUAA
Zingiber officinale is the source of this 924-nucleotide messenger RNA. Its product is annotated as zinc finger protein ZAT10-like. Gene Ontology annotation, molecular function: DNA-binding transcription factor activity. The transcript is spliced from 2 exons. The record is from RefSeq and is a predicted model, not a curated record. The coding region runs from base 1 to 924 and encodes 307 amino acids. Lineage: Eukaryota; Viridiplantae; Streptophyta; Magnoliopsida; Zingiberales; Zingiberaceae.